CUCCCUCACCAACCCACAUGACAGCAACUUGAAUUCUAACCUCUCUUUUAAUUACACAAAACAACAACCUUUUCCACUCUGCUCCCAUUCACCAAAACGCCUCGUUUCCUCCGUAAAAGAGACACCCUCAGCCUUGUAUCUCUUCAAGCCUUUUCACAGGUCUUGAAGAGACAAAAUCAAGCCAAUUUUGAUCUUUGUUUCAUCUCUGCUCUACAGUCUUUCUUUCUUGUUUGUUGAAUAAUGGGGGGUGAAACUAAGGUCUUUACUUUGGCUGAGGUCUCCCAGCACAACAACGCCAAGGAUUGUUGGUUGGUUAUUAGUGGCAAGGUAUAUGAUGUGACAAAAUUCUUGGAUGACCACCCAGGAGGUGAUGAGGUUUUGUUGUCUGCAACUGGAAAGGAUGCAACCGAUGAUUUUGAGGACGUUGGCCACAGCAGCAGUGCUCGAGCGAUGUUGGAUGAGUAUUAUGUAGGUGAUAUUGAUUCAGCAACCAUCCCUACCAAGACCAAGUAUACUCCUCCCAAUCAGCCUCAUUACAACCAGGACAAAACAUCAGAGUUUGUCGUCAAGCUCCUCCAAUUCUUAGUUCCCCUGAUUAUUUUGGGUGUUGCUUUUGGCAUCCGCUUCUAUACCAAACAGUCAUCAGCUUGAAGAUGGAGUUCGUGGUGAACUCAUAAGAAGUGUCCAAAAGAAAGGUUGUGGGGGGUUGUUUUUUGUCAUCUGGACAAGUCUUGAUUAAAUUGUGGGGAUAGUAGGAAAAUUUCUUUUGUGGUGAUAAUGCCUUAACAUUUCUUAGUUUUCCCUUUCUGAGACAUCAUAUGGUUGUCUUUUUUUUAGUCUCUGCAAACUUGGAUUCUUGGCAUUUGGUGAUGAUUUGUUAGGAUCUUUCCAUUUCCUUGA
Messenger RNA from Nicotiana attenuata, 900 nucleotides. Its product is annotated as cytochrome b5. The transcript is spliced from 3 exons. Gene Ontology annotation, molecular function: heme binding. Bases 241 to 651 code for a protein of 136 amino acids. The record is from RefSeq and is a predicted model, not a curated record. Lineage: Eukaryota; Viridiplantae; Streptophyta; Magnoliopsida; Solanales; Solanaceae. Gene Ontology annotation, cellular component: membrane; intracellular membrane-bounded organelle.